AUGGGCUGGAAAAGCAUGUUAAUAAUCACCGCAGGCCCUUAUGCCCCGAGUGCUCAGCUUUGCCCCAGAAAUGGAACUAACUGGAGGGUCGGUAUGCGAAGAGAGGUCCCCCUUGUAACAGGAGUGAAGAAUGACCCGACCCGGCCACAAGAAGACAGGCAGAAUGGCGGGGCAAUGGUACCAGACGUUAAGGAGAAAGAAGUCAGGGAGGAACCUGAGGAAAAACCGCUUUCUUACCAAUUAGAAGGAAGAAAGAAGGAGUCGCUGGUCCGGGAAACGAAGUACGCUUUGGUGAGCGAGAAGCAGCCAGAUAUAGGAGAAGGGGCGGUUAGCUUAGUAAAGAGAGUAUAUAGUUCCACUUGGUGA
Molecule: messenger RNA, 366 nt
Organism: Ilex paraguariensis (yerba mate)
Lineage: Eukaryota; Viridiplantae; Streptophyta; Magnoliopsida; Aquifoliales; Aquifoliaceae
Source: the annotation of a GenBank genome assembly